AUGCCUGCCGAUGCUCGCUCGCUGCUUCGAGCUGCCGCUGCACAAAAGCGAGCGGCUCCGUCUUCGUCGGCAGGGGCAGGGGCUUCUACUUCGUCGUCAGGAGGGGCGACGGCGAUCCCGGACCGCUUUGCGUCGUACCACCGCAAGACGGGCGCGCUGCGCUGCCUGGCGUGCGACUUGACGAUCAAGCACGAGAGCCUCUGGGCGAGCCACGCCGCGAGCAAGAGCCACCGAGCCAAGGCAGAGGAGAUCAAGCGGGCCGAAGUGGAGGAGGCAGAGAAGAAGCAGAGAAGAGCAGAAGAAGAAGAAGCAGCUCAGCGACAACGCGAGGCACAAGCAGCUUCUUCUUCUUCUGCUGCUGCCGGCAAGCGUAAGGGAGAGCAGUUUUCUUCAGAAGAUGGCGGGCAGGGAGACCAGGUUGCCAAGAAGAGGGCCAAAAUCAACGAGGAACAAGUCGACCCGGAAUGGGAAAGGUUUCAGCGAGAGGUCAUGUCCCAGGCCAGCGAGAGCGACGCCCAGCCGGAUAGAGGCCUCUACUUGGCGGGUGCCACAAUCGAGGUUGCGCCUAAGCUGCGCCAGGUGCCCGGACGAGCACCACUUGAAGACGGCGAGGAGGAGAUAGAAGAGGAGGCAGAGAAAGAGGAGGAGACAGAGGAGGAGAAGCGCGCGAGAUUGGAUCGUGAGGAGAGGGAGGAGAUCAUGGCAAGAUUUGAGGAGGAGCAACGCAUACAGGACGAGGCAAACGAGAGAGUCAAUGCGCUCAAAGCCAGGCUUGAGAGAAUGAAGGCGGCCAGAGGGGCAAAAAAGGCAAAGACGAAACCGACAUGAUUGCAUUGUAACAGUAGCCGCCGGGUGCACAUAGCCAUGGAAAUGAGAGACUUGUGGAGCAGCACUGCUCGGCCGGCAUCAUUCUACGUCGUCUAUGAGGGCGCGCUGUGGAAAAAAGGGGUGGACCACGCCAUCAAUUUGUGCGCACGCUUGCCUAGAGGAUAUCCCAAGGACUACCGGACGGACUCACCUCGAGGAUGAACUUCUUUUCCUUGUACCGCUCCGAAUCAACGUGGGCCUUGUCCUUUGUCGAUGGUGCAACCAGACGUCAGACAG
Molecule: messenger RNA, 1104 nt
Organism: Acaromyces ingoldii
Lineage: Eukaryota; Fungi; Basidiomycota; Exobasidiomycetes; Exobasidiales; Cryptobasidiaceae
Exons: 2
Coding region: 1-828 (275 amino acids)
Biological process (GO): mitotic DNA replication checkpoint signaling; nuclear DNA replication; mitotic DNA damage checkpoint signaling
Cellular component (GO): spliceosomal complex; nucleus
Molecular function (GO): zinc ion binding; nucleic acid binding
Source: RefSeq, a predicted model, not a curated record